AUGGCGUGCCCAGACUGCGGCUCCUCGGACCUUGUCGAGGAGGAAGGGAUGGCGAUAUGUAGCUCCUGCGGAUCGGUGCUCGAUGCGAACGCUCUCCUUUAUCCACACGAGUUCAACCCAGCGUCCACGAAUUAUCGACGUCCACAGCAGCUGAGAUCUGGCCCGAACGUGGCGCGGGAAGAAGCACGCAAGGAGCAGCGUGCACAACGGGAGGCAGCGCGCGAGGAGGAGCGCGCCCACAAGGAGGCGGCGCGGAACAAAGCGCGAGAGGAGGAGCGCGCCCACAAGGAGGCAGCACGGAACAAAGCGCGAGAGGAGGAGCGCGCCCACAAGGAGGCAGCACGGAACAAAGCGCGAGAGGAGGAGCGCGCCCACAAGGAGGCAGCACGGAACAAAGCGCGAGAGGAGGAACGUGCACAGAAGGAGGCAGCCAAAGCAGAGGAGGUGGCGCAGAAACGCGCCCGCGAACGCGACGCGGAGCUUGAGGCAGAGGCAGCGCUCGCCGUCAGGUGGAGGGAACUCGCAGCAUGGCAGCAGCAGAAGGCGCGGGCGAAGGCCUCGCAAGCGCCCUCGCAAGCGAGCGUGCAAGCGGCCGCUGCCAGAGCAGCCGAAGCCGCAGCGCAGGAGCGGGAGGCUGCCAAGAGGGCAGCCCGAGAGGAGGCAGAGUUGUGGCAGUCCCGCCUGAAGGAGCAGCAGCAGGCGCAGCUCAAGGAGGCCGGCCUCCGACAGCAAGCUCUCUUGCGCGAGGCGCGGCUGCGGCAGGCUGCGCGGCAAGUGGCGACCGGUGCGCCAAGCGCGUAUGGCAGCUUUGACGACGCAUACAAAUCCGUCGACGACCUCUCCACUGACGAGCUCGUGAGACAUGUGCUCGCGCAGGCGGAGUGCCCGUGGAAGUGCUUGUUUCUUGCCCCGCACGCGCCGCCUGAUGAGGUUCGCAAGAGAUACAAGCAGCUCGUGUUGCGCCUUCAUCCUGACAAGACGGAUCAGGUGCAGGCGGCGCAGGCUUUCGCAGCCGUUGAGUCUGCUUACCAACGGCAACGCAUGAUUCGGCAAUGA
Molecule: messenger RNA, 1056 nt
Organism: Emiliania huxleyi CCMP1516
Lineage: Eukaryota; Haptophyta; Isochrysidales; Noelaerhabdaceae
Exons: 1
Coding region: 1-1056 (351 amino acids)
Source: RefSeq, a predicted model, not a curated record